This is a messenger RNA of Papilio polytes (common Mormon), 8737 nucleotides long. It is a transcript of the gene htt, whose product is annotated as huntingtin. The transcript is spliced from 42 exons. NCBI's taxonomy places the organism in Eukaryota, Metazoa, Arthropoda, Insecta, Lepidoptera, Papilionidae. The record is from RefSeq and is a predicted model, not a curated record. Bases 121 to 8655 code for a protein of 2844 amino acids. Gene Ontology annotation, cellular component: cytoplasm; nucleus.
UUUCGUUUGUUUGUUGAGGUUUGGUAAUUUUUGCGAUGAAAAUUGAUGUUUUCUUAGUGAACGUUCGAUAACAAUGUUUUUACGAAUUGCAUCAAUGUGAGAUUGAUAAAGCUAGUAAUCAUGAAUGUCUUAGAGAAGGCAGAAAAGUCAUUGGAAUUUUUGAAAAGCGGUGAAGGAAGUGCGAAGAGCCAUGAGCUGCAGGCUGCUGCUGGUACACUGGGUCGUUGUUUAGGAGCACUGGGAAGUCGUCCUAAUUGUGCCAGACAUUAUGCAAAUUAUUUAAACUCUGCUGUACCUAUUUUCUUGUCUUUGGCUAGCAAUGAUAGUGCUGAAGUUCGUCUAGUAGGAGAUGAGGCUUUGAACCGUGCAGUUGCUGGAGGAUUUGCUUUCCAUUCAUAUAAAGUAAACAUUAUACUACAAAAUCAAAUUGACCAGAAUAAAAAUGCAAGAUGGAUACGAGCAGCACUCUCUCGUAUAUGUCUUGGAGACUGUUGGUUACGUCCAGGUGUAGGGAAGAUACGGAAUCAAGCACAAACAUUGUUCCCAAAGCUCAGCCAGAUAGUGCAACAUACAAAUGAAAUUCAACUUAUCGUGGAGGCGUUAGAAUCUAAUUUGCCACGUAUUUUAAAGGCUUUAGCUGAGUAUACAACUGAUGAGGAGAUUUCAGAGCUAUCAAAAGCGUUACUAUCUCAUGUGGAUUGUUUAGAAGCUUCUGUACGCAGAGGGAUAGCGAAUUGCGUUGCUCAUCUCACUUCAUACAGAGAACCUUUACUCACGAAUGUAUUAAAUAAAGUGUUUGAAAAUCUUUGGCCGACUGCCACAAGUGAUACAAUGAUUGUUGGAUGGUUUUGUGUUGUCAAAGCAAUGUUUCAAAUCAAUGAUAUGGACAAGUUCACUGAUAAUGAUUUAUUCGGUGUUCAGGAUUAUUUAGAGUUAUAUCAUCUAUGUAUACAUUAUCUGGAACAAACAAUGGAACAUAAUAUACAGAAUGCAGUUUUGGAAUGUCUGUCUGUGUUGCUCGGUCAGGCUAGCGCUGAACAGAGGAAAGCCUUGUUAGAAAAACAUCCAAGAAUUGUGUGUUUAGAUGACAGGAAAAGUGAAAAAGGACAUAGAAGGAAUAUUAGUUCAGUGAGCGCGCUGUCGUGCGUGCGCGGCGCCAGCCCUCUGUCGGCGGGGGCGGUGGCGGUGCGCGGCGCGCUGCGGCUGGGCAGCCUGCUGCAGCUGCACUCGCCCGCGCGCAGCCUCGAGGAUCUCACCAUACAGACGCCAGAUUCACCAGCAAGUGAUACGGAAAUAAAUUUACCCGACACAGAACAAUUAUCGAAGGAUUUAGUUGAGAAAUUGGAAGAAAUGGAUUUAACCGAACAUUGUGAUGAUGAUGUUAAUAUCUCACAUGAAAGUUCUUUUAAGAUCAGUAUCGGGUCAUCAACUGACGAUGAGGUAGUGCUGAAGUACUGCGCCAGAUUGCUGGCCUCCAAGUUCCUACUGACUGGAAACAAGGGGGGGUUCAUACCUGACAGAUCUGUCAGAGUGUCAGUGAAGGCGUCAGCUCUGACUUGUUUGUCAGAAAUCCUGCGUCUCUUCCCGCAAGUUAUGACGAUGUAUUUGGAUAAGGAUGUUGAUAGUAAAAUGCAGAAUUAUUCCGGAUCAUCUGAAGGUGUUAAUUUCUGUCAAGAUAAUAUUAACGAUUUUAUACUAGAAAGAAACGUUUGCUAUCAAGAUUCAAUAACGGAAUCAACGAGUCAAGAAUUAUCACACAAGAGCACAGACAGUCAGACAAACACAACACAAUUAACAUCAAAGAAAUCAACGGAAAAAGAUAGUCCUGAUAGAAAGAGUUUUAAUACUCCAUUGAAUCUACAAGAUAUAAGACUUUUAGGCAAAAUGGACCUUAUUGCUAGUGGAAUAAGUGCUGAUAGUACUGCAAAUAUGUCUAAUAGUAAUUUUACUACAAAUUCUAAUAUGACUGGAAGCAAUGAUCCAAUAUCUUCAGGAUAUCCGAUGUCAAGUAGCGGAGAUGUUUUAUCUUCUAGUAUAGAUUUGGAUAUGAAAUUCGAUCAUUUCGGUGAAUCUAAUACUAUGGAUAAUCAAGAAGUAAGAGUAAAGAAGGAUAAAAUGAUACAGAAGAGUGAAGAGAAGAUCGAUGAUGUGGAGAAAGAGUUUGAAAAUCAACAUUUAAGUGAUGUUUUUGUGUUAGAGUGUCACAGUGAUCCACAGAUUAGAGGUUUAGUGAGGGUUUGUGUUGGGAAUUAUUUGAUAUCGGUUUUGGAUUUGUCUCAUGGUGAUUAUAAUAGAUGGCGCUGUUAUACUAUUAUGUCAAAAGAUAUCGCAGAUUAUCUAAGUAUAGAGAAACUUAUGGAUAUUAUAUUAAAGGGUCUCUCCGAUGAUAUAUAUUCAACAGUAAACCAUACAUUGUCAGUAUUAACCAGUUUAUCUAGAGCCCUCUUCAAUAGUGCCCAUUGGACGUUGAUGAUUGAAGUGUUGAAUUCUCUAGUAAAUGUGGAGAAUAAUAAUUACUGGUUGUGUAGAGUUAAUUUGUGUAAAAUGUAUGAGAAAUUGCCUUAUCAAAAAUUCUUCAUGUUAUGUCCAGAGUAUUAUACAAGAAGUGAGCAAAUUAUGAACACGUUGUUCCGUCUUUUAGCCGAUCAAGAUCAGAAGGUCAGGAAUGCAGCUUCACAAACUAUUUCUAUUAUAAUACCAAAAAUAUACCCAUCAAGGAAAGAGACGCCGAUAUCUAUGAUGAUAGAGACAGCGAGAGAAGAAAGUGAAGUGUUCAAUUUUGAUAAUAACAAGUGUGCGUUGGAUUUAGUGAGGAAUAUAUAUUUUUAUAAUGAUUUACCAUCACAAGUGAGGGACGGUGAUGUGAUGAACUGUGAUGCGCUGAUGAUGAUAGUGGGUGAUCUGGUGCAACGGCUGAUGUCCUCGAACUGCAAGUUUUAUUCGCAAGGUGUACUGGAAGCGCUGGUGGCGGUGUGCAAGCGCUGGUCGGCCAAUAAGUAUGAGAAACUUAAUAUUUUGUUUUUUUUUUUUUCAGUUGAAAUCCAUAACGUGAUGCAACACAAAACGACAAAUAGAGAUAUAUUCGAACGUGAUUAUCAAAAUAUAACAGGGAAAUGGCAACAUUUGGACAAUGAGAAAGUUGCCAGUAUAGCGGAGAAGUUUCUAGAAGUUACUUUAAAGAUGUUGAAUGUGCUGGUGCAUCUGAUAGAGGAGGUUAACCCUAAUGUGCAUUUAAAUAAGAGUGGUAUUGCCUUGCCUGGCAGCCCUGUGCGGAGAAAGACCCAAGAUCCAAUCCAAAGACGAGGAAGUACAGUAUCCCAGGAUAGUGACGAUAAAGGUUCCCUAAAGAAGAAAGUACCGACGCCCGCUACCAGCUUAAAGGCUAAUUUCUCCGGACAUUUCUAUACAGAACCCUUUUAUAUGAAGCUGUAUGAGAAUUUGAGAGCUAUGUACUCUAAUCAUAAGAUAAAUCUAGAUCCAAAAGGCAGUAUAUUUUAUGAAUUCCUAGCUACAGUACUGAACUGUUUAGCGAUUCAACUAGAAUUGGCAACAGAGAAGGAGUUCGGUUACGUUACUGAAGAGAUAUUGUAUUAUCUAAAAGUUAUUAUGCCUUUCUGUCCAAAUAAAACUGUUUAUUGCAUAACGCAAUUAUUAAAAUGUCUCUUCGGUACAAAUAUGAUCAACCAAUACAAUGAUUUUAUGAGUAUUGCUGAUAACGAGAUGUUACCAGUUAAAACCAGUUUUUACCGGAAUGUGAUGUUGGUAAAUCCAGUUUCAUGCAGAGAAGAUUCUGGAAGAAGUAGUAUUUGUUCGAAUACGAGUCAGAAAUUGUCUCUGGAUACGAAAAAUCCGAAAAUGAUGGAAGAAAGACAGAUGUUGAUAGCUUUGGAGAAUUUUUCCAAGAAUAAAACAGAUAGGAAAUGGAGUACAAAUAAAAAAGAAUUGGAAAGAUAUAUACGGUUGUUUGAACCGGUUGUAAUACAAGCAUUGAAGAGCUACACGAUGCAGAACGACAUCCCGCUCCAGCGUGCGGUACUGGCGCUGUUAGACCAGCUACUGGCAUUGCGUGUUAACUACUGCAUGCUGGACAGUGACCAGGUCUUCAUUGGCUUCUUAAUGAAACAACUGGAUUUGGUGGAGCAGCAUGAGAUACCAAAUUGCUGUGAACUGGUGAAUAGCAUAUUGCUAUUUUUGGUACAACUGUCUUCAUCGAAACAUCACACGAAACAACUUAUAGAGAUACCAAAGCUGAUACAGUUAUGCGAUGGGUUGAUGGCAUCCGGAGCACACGCGGAAUGUAUCGCAGGACUAGAGCCAGUUGCCGUUAGAGUUUUUAGUAAUAUGGGAGGCAGCAGCGUGCUCGGCCGCACUCAGCAGCAAGAGGCACAAGCCACGAGGGAAGUUCUCUUCUACAUGCUGCAGAAGACUAUGCAUCAACCCAAAGUUCUAGAUCUCGUAUCCUGCGUCCUAUCUCUAUCCCAGGACCAUCCGGAGAGUUACUACAGAUGGUCAGAGCUGGCGAGUGACACAUUACUCAAUUUACUGACACAGAGGAGCAUAGAACUUGACAGUUGUGACGCUGUCAGCUCUUUAGAGAGGCUUCUUGACUCUGUGUACAAAGAUGUGUUGUUAGAGCAGAGCAGAGUUGAAGUUCUUUUAAAGAUACUGUUUAAAGCACCACCGGAUCAGGCAACAACACCACGGAAGCUGAAAUUACGAUAUCUAUCGAUAAUAAUGAUAUUACUUCGAAAAGUUCUAGUUUUGAUACCGGAGAGUGAAAUUUUAUUAUCAAUAAAUUAUUUAAAAUCGACAUUUAUAUCACCACAGUCGAUAUUUUUCAACGCAAAGCUAGAUAUUGAUCCGUUAAAUGUUCAAAAUAUCAAUGAAAAUUGUGCAAACCUUUCACCAGAUGUGGUCUUAGUGAGGUUUCUCUUUAAAACUCUGACGUUUGCGAUCUUAGAGAUGGACGAUUGUCAAACGAAUUUAGACUUUAAUCGUGAUGGAAAUAAGGAUGAAUUGCUUUAUUCUGUUUGUGUGAAUAUUAUAGUACAUGUGAAGCAUAUGCUGCAUUUGACAGAUGGCUGUUUAUUCCCAUUAACAGCUAAAACGGCACAGAAUAUAUUACACAAUGAACAAAGCGGACUGAAUACUGGUCUUUACAGUCCCGAGGAGAAUAUUCCACUCGACCAUCUUAACUUGAUCUGUCUGAAGUUCGCUCACAGACUGCCGCUGCUCACCCUGCAUUGGUCGCAUCUAUUGAUACGGUUGAAUUUCCUAUCUGAGAAGUAUUGGCAUAAGUUAAUGAUAGGGUGCGGCGUGGGCGGGGCGGGGGGCGGGGUAGAAAACGGUCUUACUCAAGUGGUGCAUUUAACAUGGCUUCUAGUCAACAGAGUUCAUAUUUUAAUAAGUCAAUAUAAUGAAGAAAUUGUACAGAGUUUGAUAUCUAAAGUACAGGAGAAUUCUGUAGCGUCGGGAUUAUUGUUGCAAGCGAUUGCCGCUAGAUGUCAGUGCUGUUUGAAGGACGAAUUCGCACUAAACAUAUACAAGGUGCUGUCUCAAUGUCACGAGAGUCAGUCUGGUGCUUUGAUAUUUCUCAUUUGUCGUAUUAUUGGUAAACUGGAGCCUGCGAUCGCUGUCAGAUUUGCUAAUUUGGCAACGGAAAGGUGUAAAAUGUUAUCAGAAAUUCCCUCAGAAGAUAUAAAAUCUCAGCUCACUAAAGAAGAUUUACAAGUCGCGUUGGAAUCAUUGCAGAGAGACAAAGUUCAUGUUAGAUAUCCAACAUUAGUGGUACAAUUAAACAAGCUGUCGUCGAGUAACUUCGACUUGUCGCCGCUCGACCUGACGUCGGAGCGAGUGGUGAGCGCGCACAACGUGCUCACCACUAAUGUUGACGCUAACUGGCUUAUAAAUGAAAUUAAAAUAAGAUGUCACGCAAAUGGUACAUUACAAAAACUGUCAAAAUACAACGAUUUAGCUCGACUCCUGUCAAAUCUGUCUAAAGAAGAUUUAUUGACAGUCAUGUCGUGUCCUGAAUUUGACAGGAAAAUAUUAGCUUCAUGCUUCAAAGUGUCUUGCGAUACAUUUACAAGAGAAUUCUUGAAUAUUCUAUCUGUUUCUGAAGCGAAAGAGAUGGAGAGAGAGAAGGAGAGAGAAAAAGAGACUGUCAAAAAAGAACUAGAGACAUCUGUUGACAGUAAUAAACUAAAUGUUGUCAAUUUGCAUGUAUUUAAAAGAAGUGACAGUAAAGAAUCGAAAUCACAAUUCUUCAUACCAAUAAAUGAAAAUGAACAGAAAGGUUUUGGAAAUUUAAAAAUCUCCGAAGAGGAGAUAGAGAUGACGCUUCCAGAAUUGUCAGAUUUAUACCAAGUGUCAAUUCUGACGUUAGAUAAAUCUAUAAGUGAGAUUUUGAGGUUAUUUCCUAAACAAAAUCGACCUUUAAGUCAAUCUGAGACAUUUAAUUUAAACAUAGAGCAAACAAUAGAUAGAUAUACAAGAAGAUGUCAUCAAGUAUUUCAAGAUAAAUUAUUUUAUAAAGAAUUUAUGAUAGUUCAUAGUAUUUUGUUUGGUUUUUUAAAUUCUUUGGACAGAUUGAUAGCUUUGGUAGAUGACGUUGAUUGCGAUUUAUUAGAGAAAUGCAUAGAUAAUAUUAUACCUGCAAAUUUGUGUAAGAAUAUAGCGAUAUUUUCCGUUGUUUCGUUGCAAUAUUUAUCUUUUUUGAUCAAGAAUAAGAAAGAAGUUGAGAGUCCUGUGCACGCUGAUGUGUCGUUUAGAGCGACCGCAAUGGAAACUGAGAAUAUUGUCGUGGACUAUGUGAUUGUGGAGACAGUACAUAAUGUGGCAAAAGCGUUGACUUUCAAAGAAAUUUGGUCAGAACUUAAUGUUGAUAGUAACUUUAAUAGGAUACAAUCAGCAAUAAGUUGCUUAUUUGCGGUGCUUAAGUACUUAGUAAAAGACACAAAACCGUUAAUACUAAAACACCAUAUGCCAGUACAAGAUACAGGUCCGAAACCGGAUUUUAUACUAAUCUCAGACAGACUUAUAACAAUGGUGCAGUACUGGGAACAUAAUUUUUAUACAAAACAUGUGGGAAAUGUACUAGGAAAAGGUCUGAGGAAACCUAUAGAAAGUCUACUUAUCAGUCUAUCUAGAUUAGAAGUGGUCAACAAUAUAGCAUUAAUACCGCCGAUAGCGUGGUCUUAUGUCGAAGUGACCGUGAAAAAUGAUACUAUACAAAAGAUAGACUUGCCUCUACAAGCUUUACAAGAUAUGGAUGUACUAGAAUCAUUUUUGUUCAGAGUGAAUUUAUUGGGGUGGUCGUGUAAGAAGCAGUUCGAGGAGAUGUGGGUGGGCGUGCUGGGCGCGCUGGCCGGCAACGGCACGCACUGGGCGGUGCGCGGCCUCCAGGGCCACUGGCCGGCGCACACGCGGGCGCUGCUGCACGCACUGGCGCGCUGUCUGCCAGUACUCUACCCCUGUGAGGGUAUGCAGGAGCUAUCAACAGUCCACCAGAAGCUGCUGAAGUCUCUCACAUCGAGCUACGCGCCGCUGCGGCAGGCUGCGCUGCACGGCUGCCUGCUGCAGCUGGGCGCGGGCCCCGCGGCGCAGCUGCUGCCCGACCUGGUGGCCAGCGUGCGACACCAUCUGCAGCGACACCAGCGCACCAGGAUAUCCCUGUACGAGCAGAGUUUGUACUGGACGGUGCUGUUCUCGCUGGUGGAGCUGGGCCAUCCGGAGCUGGUGACCCUCGCCGCAGACUUCGUGCUCAGCCAUCCCACACAUUAUUGUACCGCUCUUGUUGUACGGGGUAUAACGACAGUAAUUCGAAAACAGAUAUUACCAAAAGAUCUGAAGAAUAAUGUGAUAGAGAAACUAUUGGAUAAUUCAACCAAGUACAGUGAAGAACAUGCCAUACAAAUAUUAAUGGUUCAUCUGUUUUCUGCUGAUAGUAGACUAUUAAGUCCAAAACUGACUAUUGACGUAUCAAAUAUGGACCCCGACGUACUCAUGAGUUCUAUGGAGAGAAUUACAUUAUUAUACAAAACUCUAAAGCGUUCCAAAUUAAAAGAGAGUAAGCAGAUACUGGCAGAAGCUCUCAAAUACUUUUUGAGAGAAACUCUCCCCCCAGCUGCGACUUUGAGUAGAGUUGUGAUGGAGUUUAUUGAGUGUUGUCGGGAGACUGAGGGGAGAUUGGGUUUAUUGAGUGAAAGAGAGAAAUGGAUUCAGAGUUCUGUUUUGAACGCUGAAGUUGUUUAUGUGGUAUUUGAAACUGCAGUCUCACAGGACCAAUUACCAGUAUUAAGUGGUUGGAUUUUCGAAGCCUUAUGUCAUUUAUUGACGGGCAAAAUAUCCUCAAAUUUACUACCAUAUUGUGUCCUGACUAUUCUAGUAUCGGCCAGUUCAAACCGGUUUAUACGUAAAAUGUCUCCGCUCUGCUACCAUGUGUUCACUAAUAGUUUAACUAACGAUAACAAUAACGACAAUUGGCGUGUAUUUAGCGAUACGGAAACGAUAAAUGGAAUCACAUUUCUUAAUAAAAGGUUGUUAUGUGUGGUUGCGGUGCAUUCUAAUUUUUCAACAUCUCAGUUGGUGAGGUUGAAAGAAUUGUGUGGUAAUAACGAUUGUUUGAAUUAUUUAAUGCAGUGUUUAUCUCAGUAAUUGGACUUAGAAAGAGAUGGAUGGAUUGCGUGAAAGGUGACAUGAUCAAGGGAGUGAUGACUGAGAUGACCUAUAUACUUAU